Molecule: messenger RNA, 1194 nt
Organism: Perkinsus marinus ATCC 50983
Lineage: Eukaryota; Perkinsozoa; Perkinsida; Perkinsidae
Exons: 10
Coding region: 1-1194 (397 amino acids)
Source: RefSeq, a predicted model, not a curated record
AUGGUGAAAGUAUCUCCCUAUUGUGUGGGUUGGUCGGUCAUCUCCAACGUCACCUUUGGUUUGACUAAUUUCCUCAUAUCAUAUACGAAUGUUGGAGGUAUUGAUCCUUGGGCUGUUAUUGGUUGGAUUUGGUUCACCUCGGGGCUUAUAGGAGUCUUAACUGGAAUUUACUUCUGGUUCAAAAUAGGCCGGGUAUUUUUCACUGCGGAAUAUCUUGAGCAUGCCCUGGGGAAGAUUCAAAGCAGGCCCAAUUCCGACCCAGAGGUUGGCCAACCAGAAUACGUUUAUCUAUGUGAUGGUGAAAAAAUCUACCCCCAACCUCACUUGGAAGAAAUCUCGUUACGGGCAAAGUUAUUAACACUCGUUGGAGGUAUGUGUGUUGGCCUUUCACAACUGAUGAUGAAGUGGGCUUUUGCUACCGACCCAGCAGCCUCGGGCCCCCUCACUGCAGUUAUAUCGUCGGAUAUUUUGGUUAUUGGUGUUUACUGCCAUUUCGUAUACAACGAAAAGCUAACUUGGUCGCAAGCUGUUGCAAUUCUUGUUGUAUUAGGAGGCCUUGUUGUAAUGGGAGCUUCAUUUGAUUCUGGUGUUGGCGGCUCGGCCCUCGGAUUCUUGUACGCCAUAUUGGGCAUGCUUAGUUUCGCCGCUAGCAUCGUCUGUAUUAGAAGUUCCUGCAUUGAUGGUAUCGAUGCAUGGUCUGGAUUUAUCGGAAGAAUGGGAGUAAUGUUCUUCAUGGGGUUGAUUGCAUUGGCAGAUUCUGGGUUCAACGGCGGACUAGUUGUUCAUGAUCACGCUCUGUGGAAGGACAUGUAUAUCUGGCCAAUAGUGUCGGGUGCAUCACAAGCAGUGGGAGUGUUGGCGCUUAAUCGUGCGUUAAUUUAUCCGUCCACAGCGGUUGUGAAUGUGAUAGCAGCGUCGAACUCAAUCGUUGUGUUAUUGCUAAACUGGAUAUUGCUCGGAUUAGUCCCUGGCACUCCGAAGAUAAUUGGUAUGUUCUUGGUCAUUGUUGGAGUAUCUUUGAUGACUAUGUGGAAGCCUAAAGAGGAAGUCGAAGUUGAGGAGAAGGUCACAGAAGCUCUCGAUAGUCCAUUGAAGAUGAGCCUAGCAAGCAAUGGUGGAGCGAAGAGGAGUUCGCCAUACUGCGACUCUGGUAAGUCCGAAUGGCUCUACCUUUGCCGCAGUUUCGAUUUGUAA